GGCAUUGGCAGGUGUUAUGUGUUUUAAUUUCAUAUUUGAAUAAAAUUUCAGUUUGAUUCAUGACAGUCGCCGUGACGAAGAGUGGUCCCUUUCGUUGCUAUUCCAAUUCAGAGUGAUUCAAUUCAAAAAGUGACCUUCACUGUCACUGGAAGUUUUGUGUUGAGACUUGAGAGGGCAUCGUAGUUCAGGAUUUUUUGAUAUGCCAUGUGAGGAAACCUAAUUACAGGCUGAAGAUACUCAACCACAUGGGAUUUCAUCAUGUUCAACCUAGCUAAAAAGGGACAUGCAGGCGUUGAUGUCAAGAAGUCAAUCCAAAAGAUUCUUGACACCAAAAAGGACUCAGCCACACGUUUGAAACACCUGCGCAUAAUAUUAGAGAACGUCGACCUGGUGGAGGCGCGGUACAUCUUCGAGACCCACUACAGCCACAUCUAUUAUCUCUUCUACGAUGUCUUCGCUGCCACCGAGGCCGGCGUCAAAAUCAAACCGCACCGCGUGCAUCGUGAGGACGUGGAGUCGGUGCUGUACAUCCUGGAGCACAUCCUGCUGCUGCUGCCCGAGCUGCUGCAGCAGCGCUGGCAGCUCCACAGUCUCACGCGCGUCAUGCGCACCCUCCUCCAUCCGGGAAACAUCCUGCGGCUGCGCAGGGAGGCCAUGAGGAUGUUCGUCAUCUGGUUCCAGGAGGUGGGUGAACAGGCCUCUGAGGAGCUGCUGGCCAUCUUCGCCACCCUGGUGCCUGGAUUCCCGGCGCCGGCCUCCCAGCAGACGGCGCCCCGCCCGCCCCGGGCCCACCCGGAUCAUAAGCUCGUGGGUCCGGUCGACGUGGUGCCCAUUCUACCGCCUCAGGGCUCGGAGAAAACGCCCGACGACCUGACCCGCUUCUUCCUCGAGUGCCUCAUGGAUAACAUGGUGACCCAGCUGACGCGGAUCGAGUGGAAGGACAAGGCCAACCACGUGCGCUGUUUUAACUUCCUGUUCGACAACUUCAAGCAGUUCUACCUGCCGCACAUCUUUCCUGACUUCAACUGGCAUACCAACCUGUACAAACCGGCGCUCAGUCUGCCGGAGAUGCGCCGCCAGCUGUCUCCCAUGGCCAGCUCGGUGGACGGCGCGCCGCGGCCGGCCGACCGUCUGGUGGCCUGUCGAGUGGUUGUGAUCCGCUGGGUGGCCAACUUUGUACACGCACCGCUCAGUCGGAGAGGGGAGCAGGCGCCCAGCGGGCCCGGGCCCGGACAUCAUGGACAGCAGUCCGGCGGCGGCGGCAGCGGCGGCUCCGGCGACGACGGCAGUCAGGGUACGCCAGAGACGCGCCGCUCAGUCCCCCCGGCCGGCGGCGGCGGACCGGCAGACGGCGAGGCGCCCACCUCCCUGCACAGUCUGGCCUCGGACUCGAGCGGCUCGGCGUUUUACCCGGUUGACACCCGGGACCGGGACGCCGACCGUCCGGACGAAUCGGCGCUGGUGCGUGAUGUGCUGUUCGGCAGCCGGCAGAACGUCAACUUUGUGCACGAGGUGUUCCGGCAGGCAUUUCUGCUCAGCUGCCACUACUCGGCCGCCAUCAAACGCGUGGUGCUCGUCUACAAGGACUGGAUCCAGAUGAACGUUCAGCUGCCGGCGUUCCUGCUGGAGCCGUCUGACACGGGCGGCGGGUAUGAUGGCAGGUCUCCGGCGCCGGGAGAGGACGUGGGUGACCUGAGCCGGUCCCGCCACCGCGCGGACGGCUCUGGGGGACCGUCUGCCAGCGUCCGGGCCGGCCUGCAGAACACUCUGCAGUUGUUCAUCACCAACUCUGCCAACAUUUUCCUGCUGGAGGCGAGCCCCGAGUACCGCGGCCACUAUCUGGAGGACCAGGUGGAGCUCUGUAAGCGCAUCCUCAACAUGUACCGCUACCUGGUGAUGAACGUCUACAUGUCGCAGCGCACCUGGGAGCAGUUGCUGUUGGUGCUGCUCCAGGUCACCACUCAGACCCUAUCGGGCGAACCGACUCAGAGGGCCCGGGAGCAGACCCUCGGCGCCGUCCUGGCUCGGCCGCUCUUCCAGACGCUGAUAGUGACCUGGGUCAAGGCCAACUUGAACGUCUCUGUGAGUGUGGAGCUGUGGGACCAGUUUCUGGCGGCGCUCUCAUCGCUCACCGCCUGGGAGGAGCUCAUCAAGGAGUGGGCGAAAACGCUGGAGACGCUGACUCGCGUGGUGGCGCGUCAGGUGUACGAUUUGGACCUCAACAACCUGCCGCUGGACCGGCUCACGGAACAGAAAAGCAAACGGCGCCGCGGCCGGGGAGAGACACAGGACCCGGCGGCGGCGUGGUCUCGUCCGUCGGUGCCCGUCGAGACUCGGGACCACGGUGACGGGCCCGGCCUGGGCGUGGGGCACAACCGGAACCGGCGCGCGUCCCUGCAGCCGCCGGAGGAUGGGAGGCUCCACCACGGCUCUGGCGGCAGCCACCCGGGUGUCUCCCCACACGCCCGUAAGCGGUGUACCAGCGGCCUGGGUCCGGCGGGCGGGCCGCCGCACGGGCCCGGCCACGCGCCGCCCAGACUGGUGCGCAGUCUGUCCGAGGGCAGUCUGGCGCCCAGUCUGCUGGCUGUGGACCUGGCGCCGCCGCCGCCCCCGCCCGGCGCGGCGGCGGCCGCAGCGGCGUGCCGACCCCUGCCGCUGCACGAGGCAGCGAGUAGGAAGGUGUCGCGGAGUAUGAACUCACUCAGAGGUAGAGUGUCGCUGUACUCUCAGACCUCUGAGGCCGAGUACCGGUCCCGGUCCCCAUCGCCGUCCAGCGGCCUGGAGACCAACUCGAUCAAAGAGUCGCCCAUGGGGCUGGACCUGUUCGGCGCUGACGGAAACAGCAUCGACACUAUCGACAGCGGCGGCUCGGAGCACCGUUCCGUGAUGUCGGGCGGUACUUUGCGCGGCUGGAUGCCCGACGUCGCCGUCGUACUCUGGCGUCGUAUGCUGGGAGCGCUGGGAAACGUCAACCACAUCCAGAGUCCCAUAGUGCACGCCCAGGUGUUCGAUUACCUGAUCGAGCUCAGCGAGACGCUCGUCAAGAUCGAGGAGAACCUGGGCGUGUCUGCCGACAACCAGUCGACUUGGUGGCCGUCGGAGCUGGUGCCGCCGCUGCCGCUGCUCGUGCCCUGGUGUCUGGAGGCGCUCCGGUUGCCCGACUCACACCAGGCGGGCCGGCUGCGCGCGCUGCGGCUGCUCUGUCUGCUACUGGUGCGCCGACAGCCGGCGCCCGUGUCUGCGGCCGUGUCUGCGCAGCUGCUGCGCGCGCUGCACCGCGGACUGAGCUCUGGCAGACAGGACGUGAUACACACCCUGGUCCGCCAGUGUGGCCCCGGACUAUUGGCCACAGAGCUGCCGGCCGCCUCGCUGCUCGUGCUGGACCUGAUCCAGGCGUGUGGCGGCAUCGCGGCCAGCCAGGAGCUGCAGGGGGUACCACGCACCGAGUCGGUGUCGAUCCUGGGCAGCCUGGUGUGCUUCCCCAACCGGUGGCCGCAGCUGGAGGCCCUCCAGCCGCGGCCGCUCGAGAUGACCGUCGUGCCGUGCCCCGAACUGAAGGACUGCGUGGUGUCUGUGCUACUGAAGGCGGGUCGCCGCGAGCCCUCAGUGACCGCCCGCUGCACGGCCCUCGUCUCGCUGGCCAUCUACCUGUACGAGGAGCUCACGCACGCCACCAUGCACGACAAGAUCAAGGACGCCAUACACAUCCUGCUCAGCGCGCUCAAGUGUAACAGCCGGAUCGUGGGUCAGGUGGCGGCCGACAUGCUGGUACUGCUCACGGACCACGCCGCCAUCCUGCUCCAGUACCUGCCGGAUGUGCCCAAACGUAUUAUCGAGGUGACAGCGGCCACCCUGGAGGCGCUAGUGGUGGCCCGCUCGGACCCUCCUCCCGACGAGCGCUGGCUGCUCGUCUCUCUGGUGUUCUGCCUGGGCGAGUGGUGUAUGAGACUGCCGAUCGACGUGCUGACGGAGACUGAUCAGCAGGGCAAGUCGCUCCUGCUGCGCGUCUUCAAGGUACUUCACGUGGUGGUGGGCGACUCGCCGCCGGCCGGUUCCCUGUCGGCCGACUCUGUGGACUCUCGGUCCAGCGGGACGGUGACGGGGGACGCGGCUCCGCUGGGCACCGUCAAACUGGCGGCCAGGGCGGUGAUUUCCCACCUGGUGAACCACCUGGACCACUUCCCGAUGCUGUCGGGCGCCGUGCGGCUCGGCUCGCUGGUCUCUGAACACGACGACCUGCCCAUGCUGACCGCCUCGGACGAGCUCAGCUCCGACAUCUUCUACGCGCCCAACGUGCAGUUUUUCGUGUUGAACAACCGCUCGCUGCUGUCGCUGGUGGAGCUGCCUUCUCUGGACGUACCGGGCGGCGGGGUGACCGCUGGUCUGUGUACCGCACACUCGCAGGUGCGAGUGAUUCUGCGUGACCUGGCCGGCAAGUUCUGCUGGGACGCCUCGGUUCUGUACGGCACGGACGGUCAACUCGAGUCGCUAUGUGCAGAGUGGGCGCCUCGGCCGGUGGCGCGCCGCUCCGCCCCGCCCAUGGUACACGGCAAGUCGGAGGAGUCGCUGCUGGGGGCCGCCAUGGUGGCCCCGCCCCGGUUCACUGUUCGACACCGCGGCAGGGGCACGCUGCCCAGCUGGCAGGAUACCGAGGGGGAUAUGGAUAACCUGGAUGACCUGUUACUGUAUCUGGCCGACACAUCCCCGGAGUGUGUGGCCACCACAGACGCCGUCUCGCUGCUACCGUCCGUGCUCGGCCAGGAGCGACACGUGGAGGCCAUCAACGCGCUGCUCAACCAGCGGAGCGCGGAGCUGGAGGCUGCCCGCACAGCCGAUACCAGCGCCCCGGCUCCGGCCUGCCGUCCCCCUGCCCCCCAGCCGGCCGGCUCGCCGUUCCAGCACGGUCGGCUGCUGUUCAGCCAGCUCGGCCUGACGGGCUGGUCGCGCCGGCCGCACAUCCACCUGCUGAGGAAGUCGGAGCGACUGCUGAGGGAGCUCAGGAAUGUCGACAAUCAGAAAUGUCGGGAGACUCACAAGAUCGCCGUGAUCUACGUGGCGCUGGGUCAGGAGGACAAACGGUCCAUCCUGGCCAACUCGGCGGGUAGUCAGAUGUUCGAGGAAUUCAUCGCCGGACUGGCCUGGGAGGUGGAGCUGGAGACGCACACUGGUUUCAUGGGCGGCCUGCAGCGUAACGGCGCGACGGGCGACACGGCGCCCUACUACGCCACCUCGUUCACCGAGUGUCUGUUCCACGUGUCCACCAGAAUGCCGUCACACUCGGAGGAGGCCAUCCUGCAAAAGACGCGUCACCUGGGUAACGACGAGGUGCACGUGGUGUGGUCGGAACACAAGCGGGACUACCGGCGUGGCAUCAUCCCCACCGAGUUCUGUGACGUGCUCAUCGUCAUCUACCCUCUGGAGAGCGGUCUGUUCCGCAUCCAGCUCGACAGGAAACCCGAGGUGCCGUUCUUCGGCCCGCUGUUUAACGGCGCCAUCGUGGGACGGAAGAUCCUACCGGGCCUGGUGCGGGCCACCGCUCUCAACGCCUCGCGGGCCAAGCGCAGCAUGCUGCCCUACUACCUCAACUUUUUCGAGGAGCGCUCGCAGGCGCUGGAGACGCUCAUCUCCAACCACCGCGAGUCGUCCACCUUUGAGGAGCUGGUGGGCAGCGUAUACAGCCCGGCGCCGCCGGUACCCGGCGGACUGGCACCGCGACCCGCUCAGGAGCCGGUGUCCCGGGUGGGCUCGGAGCCGCCACUGACCUCCGCUCUGGUGGACGCCACUCCUCAGCGGUCCCCGUGGCACCCAGAGACACGAAACCACAGAGCCGACCCGGACUCUGGUAUGGCGGAGAUCGAACUGGGCAAGGCCGACCCGUCGCCCAAGACGCUGAAGCGGCUCUCGUUCAAGACGACGGUGCGCAAGGCGUCGUCGUCGAUCCAGGAGACGAUCCAGGGUCUGCCGACUGCGGCCCGCAGUCACCUGCCCGUAUCCAGGACUUUCCAGACGCCCACCACGCCGCCGGACAGUCCGGCGCAGCGGUUCGGCCGCAAGUAGCCGACGCCCGCCGCCCGCCGGUCUCCCACCCGCCGCCCGCCGGGGCUGGUGAGCUGGUUCUACAGUUACCACUCCGCGCCGGGAAGCGGUGGUACGGCAGGCAGACAGUGUCCGGUCAGCCGCCCUGUGCCGCGGGCGGAGCUAACGGUACGGACGAGCCGCUGGGCUGGCUGCAAAGGACUGCGCUGACGGAAGGGGUGAGUUUCCGGCGUGUAUUUCGUCGGGAAGUACGGGUUCGUCGCGUCGCGUGUGUCUCGUGCACCGCUCUGAUCGACAAGCUCGCCCCCGCGUGCGCGAACACUUUUUACGUAGGGAGAUGUUAUGCCAAAGGUCUAGCGUAAGUCGCCUUUAAAUUAUUGCUGAUUAGUUUGUUUCCUGUGAUAGUUGCUUGUUGGGGAGAUUGGUGAUGGUGGGGCCCGCCACUCGGCGUGGGCCGCGGGGGGAGACUCGGGGGCUGCUCCGGUCUUACCGAUCGUGGACAGCCUGCCGCGGUCGUAUCUGUGCCUGAGAACGACUCUGUUCCACGCGGUGUGUGGCGAGAACGGCCCCCGGAGGGGUUGGACGAUGAAUGCCGAGAUGUGCCCGCCAGCGAUGGCUGCGUCUGGCGGCUGGCGCGUCCUGACGCCUCCGCCUCGGCGCCUGCGGACAUGUUACGUUUUCAGUUUGUUACUCGGUUACCUUUGUUGACAGUGGAGAUUCGCGUUACUGAGAUUUCCCGUCUAUUUACGCCUUUUAGUGUGGCGUCGAGACUGUUUUGUUAAAACAUGUCGUACUUGACGUGUAGUCGCUAUUCGUAAGCAGGUUAUGUUAUCGCGUUAUUUAUAGUUAUUUACUGCAAUAGUGGGCGUUUAGGUGAGGCUUUAGCGUCGCGUACAGGGCGCCACGCGCGCCCGAGAGGCCGUCCAUGACUAGUCGCGGCGCGCGGUUCUCUCCGCUGAUCGGUUCAGUUCGGUUCGGUUCGGUGCUUUUAGUGACGCUGGACUCUGCAGGGCGCCGGUCGCUCUCCCUUCUAUGGUUCCCGCGCGUCGCUUCUAGCCAGGCGUCGUCCCAUCGGUCAUUCUGUGACUGUUGAAGAUGACGCCGGCUCACCGCGGUCCUCCCUAGAUAUACCUGUACCCUGGCCAUUCCCCCGACCCGAAGCGAUCCCAGACGGGAGCGACCGCUGCGCGAGCGAGCGAGGCGCGAUGCACGAGUUCGGCGCGGCACCGCGCGUGAAUCAUACUGAUUGACAGAGAGCUGGGAGGCGCACCGGCGCGCGGCGCCCGCUUCGCUGAGUUGUCCGCGCGACUAUUUUUGUACGCCGUCACCAAAGAGCCGCGCCGCACAAUGUACAUGCUUUGUAUUGGACUAGUUUUCUACCUGUUAUUUUUCUCGGUCGGGCGAAUAUUUAUUGCUCCGUGUCAUCGAUGUCUAUGCAUUGUCCUCUGCGUACAAAGCCUUCUAAUAUUAAUAAACCGUUAAGGCACCUGA
Amphibalanus amphitrite is the source of this 7527-nucleotide messenger RNA. RefSeq names its product ral GTPase-activating protein subunit alpha-1-like. Gene Ontology annotation, biological process: regulation of small GTPase mediated signal transduction; positive regulation of GTPase activity. Gene Ontology annotation, molecular function: GTPase activator activity. Lineage: Eukaryota; Metazoa; Arthropoda; Thecostraca; Balanomorpha; Balanidae. The record is from RefSeq and is a predicted model, not a curated record. Gene Ontology annotation, cellular component: nucleus; cytoplasm. The coding region runs from base 259 to 6057 and encodes 1932 amino acids. The transcript is spliced from 38 exons.